GAGAGUCACUGAGAGAGCUUAUGUGAUCGGUCCUGGGCAAAGCACUUGUGGCAAACAUGGGAGCAAAACUGCUGUGCCUCUGCAUCGCCUUCACCCUCGUGGCGUACUACAUCUACAGCCCCAUUCCGGAGAACGUCGAGCAGCCCUGGAAGCUAAUGCUGGUGUCGACGGUGUUCAGGACGCUUGGGCACGUGGCUGAGGCUGCUGAGCGACUGGGGCUGGCGAACUACAUGGAUGUCCUGAUGCUGUUCUCGACCGCUGAGCACGUGGCACCGACCUCAGACGAGAACGUGACAGUGACAGACACGGAGCUCAGCGGCGUUGCCGUCCGCCUCUUCCUGCCCAAAAAGCCAGCGGAUGGGCUGCGGAGGGCAGUGCUCUACUUCCACGGCGGAGGGUGGUGCGUUGGGGACGCAGGCAUGAAAGGCUAUGACUUUCUGGCAAGAAGGACUUCAAGCCAAUUAAAUGCUGUUGUGGUAUCAGUCAACUACAGGCUGGCACCCAAAUACCACUUUCCAGUGCAGUUUGAAGACGUGUAUUCGGUGUCGAAGUUCUUCCUGCAGAGCAGAGUGCUCUCCCAGUACGGCGUAGACCCAACGCGGGUCUGCGUUGCAGGAGACAGCGCCGGCGGCAACCUGGCAGCGGCUGUGGCACAGAAGCUGCUGGAGGACUCUGAAGUCACAACGAAGCUGAAGGCCCAAGCUUUGAUUUAUCCCGCUCUUCAAACCCUGGAUCUGAACUUGCCAUCUUACCACCAAAAUGCAGACAUGCCGGUUCUGUCCAAGUCGCUCAUGGUCAGGUUCUGGAGUGAAUAUUUCACUUCCGAUCCAUCUCUCAGGGAAGCGAUAACGUCCAACCGCCACGUCCCGGCCCAAUGGGGCCACCUGUUCCAGUUUGUGAACUGGAGCACCUUGCUGCCCGACAGGAUGAAGAAGGGCCACGUUUACACCGGCCCAGUGUUUGGGAGCCCUGCUCUGGCAAAGAAGUACCCGGGGUUCCUGGACCGGCGGGCGGCCCCACUGCUGGCAGCAGAGGCACAGCUGCGGGGGCUGCCCCCCACCUACAUCCUCACCUGCGAGCACGAUGUGCUGCGGGAUGAUGGAGUCAUGUAUGCCACGCGCCUCAAGGCAGCGGGUGUUCCCGUCACACAUGAGCACGCUGAGGACGGCUUCCACGGGGCGCUGAUAUUUGUCACCAGCCCGGCUGACAUGGCCGUGGGGCACAGGCUGCUGGGCAGGUGUUUGUGUUGUCCUGCACUCCUUCCACGCUCACUGAACUGAGGAAUGAAGCCAGGCAAAAUGGACGGCAGUUCUUGAGGUGCUUCGUAUCUACUGAGCCAUGAGCGCUGGGAGCUGGCAGUGAGCAUCCCAUCCCAUCCCAUUCCAUCCCAUCCCCAUCCCUGCUGAUGGCGGAAGGCAGCGGCUCUUGCCCCGCUCCUGCAGUUGGUUGCUGCUCAGUGGGAGCAGUGCUCGUCUCUCCAGGGAAACAGCUUUUGCACAUAGGUCCGACUUUCCCACCAUCCCAUCUGGGAAGGAGGGGUUCUGCAGCUCUGGGCAUGGAGGAAAAUUGUGUUGGACUUUUCGAAGUGUGCGUUGUUAAGAUCUGUUCCUGCAGGGGACAAAGUUUAAUUGAAUGGCCGAAACAAUUUCAGGACUUCCCUCUUUUUCACACCUUGGAUAUAAUUGGUGCAAUUCCAAAGAACAGAUGGCAAAGUACUCAAGGAGCUGUUGCACAGGACGUGCAUUAUCAGAACCCGUUAUGCAAACAGCAUUCCACAUGCAGUCAUAACACUGCAGGCUUGUUCGUGUGUUCCUCUCAUAAAAGCAGAAUUGCACAUAGAGAAACGUGGGAGUGGAGGGAUUUGGGUUUUAUCUGCGACUCUGUCCAGCUCAGAGAAGGAAUGAGUCACAGUUAUCCUGGGACGCAGGUAAACCUGGUGCUGAAAAAGGUAAGGCAAACGUGUGUUGUUCCAUCCCUUUGCAGCAAAGGUAGGAGCGGGUGAGGCUGCUGUGCCUUACAGCACAUGGGUAUGCUGCUGUGUGCGCUGUGCCCAGCUGCUCUCUGGCAUCCCUCUGCUCUCUCCUGCAAGCCCUAUGGCCUCUGAUCAUUCUGGCAUUUGUUACCUGAGGGUCUCUGCCCUGCUCCGUGCUGCUCACUGGGGUAUCUGGGUGGGGGCCAACCCCCUGCUCUGGGGGCUCUGCUCACAGCCAAUGCCGGUGACCUGAGCCAAAUGCAAAUGUGUCCACAAUGAGCCAUCCAAUAUGCGUGACUCAUUUGAUAGGCCUCAAUAUAACAUACACCAACUAAAGGGUCCUUAAUGACAACAAAUGUGUCUGACUUUCUUCUUCAAAGCCCCCAGGAUGCUAAAGAACCCCAAGAAUUUAAAAGCACAGCCCUGACUGAUGGCUGAGCCUGCCCCGUCUCCAGCCAGAGGCACAUCAGGCUUUGAAGACUUGCUUUGAAUGGACGGGGAGUGGUAUGGUGAAGCUUUCGGAAGCAACGCUCCAGCAGCUUGCCUGCAGGACAGCACACACCUGCAUGCAUCUGCACACAUCCACGCGCACGGCGCAGUGCUGCGCUCACUGGGGCGGGUUGCUGUUUGAAUUGCUGGUGGUGGCAUUGCGUUGCUUCCCUGUGACAAGAGGUUGUCCUCAGUGUUCUGAAGAGCUCUAAACCUCUUGUGGCCAAUAUAUCAGCAGAGUUGGAGGCAGAUCCAGAAGGUAGUAUGGUUAGGUUGCAGUUGGACUUGAUCAUCUUUAAGGCCUUUUCCAACCUGAGCAAUUCUGUGAUCCUAAGGGAAAAGCUGUCAAGGAAGUGCAUUGCUCCCCACUCCCCCCUUCCCUCUGAGCUGUCAAUAUUCUAUACAUAUUCCUAUUUACUAUAGGAUGAAAAAGCAAUGGCCUUCUGCUAUCAUCAAAAUGUAUGAGAUCUGCUCCAGCGAGCGGCUGGGUGGGCACGUGUGCCUGCUGGCUUACCCACUGCAGGGGUCUCACGUAGGCUGCUCCCUUACGGUCAGCUUCUGUGGUAACACCUCCACUCGUCCUGCAGCACCUCAUCUGCUGCAGGGUGCCUCCGUUGGCCAUGAGUCAUGACUGGUGAGUCAUCACUGAUGGGUUGACCCAUCAUGUGAUAGGUUUCUUUGCUGCUCCUUCCAUUCCGUUUUGAAUUUUUUAUGGCUCAUAUCAUGAUAGUGAUGCAAAGAGGAAGAUGUUGCUCCAGCGUUGGCAGCCACCUCCCGACAGCCGGAGCCGGCAGGCUGGGUAUGGAGUGGACAUGGCGGGUUGCUGCUGGCUGUGUGAGCAGGUGUGUGGCACUGCUGCCAGAGCUCAGGGCUGUUACUGCUGCCUGUGGCAGAGCCCCUGAACUCCCCUAGUAGCUGGUACAGCAGAUAAGCAGGCCUGGAAGAGUGAAAUGGAACCCCUAUGCACUUUGUAGCUGGCUCCAUCCAUCCCACCCUAUCACUUGGUGGUCGUGCUGGCUGUACAGCACAGCAGCACUGUGAGUUGGGCAGGUGCUGCUCGUGCUGGAGCUGUUCUGGCUGGGUCACUGUGCUGUACCCAGGGCAGCUCACAGCACGG
Messenger RNA from Gallus gallus (chicken), 3578 nucleotides. It is a transcript of the gene AADAC, whose product is annotated as arylacetamide deacetylase. The transcript is spliced from 7 exons. The record is from RefSeq and is a predicted model, not a curated record. Lineage: Eukaryota; Metazoa; Chordata; Aves; Galliformes; Phasianidae. Bases 57 to 1280 code for a protein of 407 amino acids. Gene Ontology annotation, molecular function: carboxylic ester hydrolase activity. Gene Ontology annotation, cellular component: membrane.